Messenger RNA from Cryptococcus wingfieldii CBS 7118, 654 nucleotides. RefSeq lists its product as hypothetical. The transcript has a single exon. Lineage: Eukaryota; Fungi; Basidiomycota; Tremellomycetes; Tremellales; Cryptococcaceae. Bases 1 to 654 code for a protein of 217 amino acids. The record is from RefSeq and is a predicted model, not a curated record.
AUGUCUAUGCGGGAGGAUGUAGAGCUGGAGGCGAAUAUGGGAGAGCGGUUUGUGGUGGGGUGGGUCGAGGUUGACGUACCCGUUGUCGCAGAGGAGAGCGUGGGGGUGAGGUUCGGAGAGACAACCAAGGAAAGGGAUAGAGAGAGAGAGGAGAGACAGAGGAGGGCGAUACCAAAUCCAGCCAUGGGCACGAUGGGAAGCGGAAUACCCAUGGGCUCAAGGGGCGAACGUCUCUCAUUCGGUUCGGACAACACGAGCCGUACGGCAACUCCUUCUCAUCGAGCCGCCACUCCCACCCAAGCCAACAUCAAGACUCGAGGACGCUCUGUCGCACCACAGAUCAGGCUACGGGGCAUGUCGAACCACCGCACUUCUGCAUCGCCCCAUUCGACAGAGAAGAGGAAAUUAAAGCCUGGGGCUGGGGAAGGAAAGAUGGAGACGAAGAAGGAGAUGCAAUUGGUUGCCAUCACGUUCUCGGGAGAUUGGUAUAGGCUGAGGAUACCUGAUCCCGCUCCUUCCCUGUCUGGACCUGGCAGCGGCGGUGGUAGAGGGGAUCAAGAGAAGGCGAGGGAAGAGGAGAAGGAGAAGAAGGAAAGUCGGAAGUGUGAGCUUAUAGAGUACAGGAGAUUAGGUGUUGGGGGUGGGGGUUGGUGA